This is a messenger RNA of Benincasa hispida (wax gourd), 2636 nucleotides long. RefSeq lists its product as uncharacterized. The record is from RefSeq and is a predicted model, not a curated record. NCBI's taxonomy places the organism in Eukaryota, Viridiplantae, Streptophyta, Magnoliopsida, Cucurbitales, Cucurbitaceae.
UCCCAAUUCGUGCCCUAAAAACUCUGAUUUCUCCUACUCUUAGCCGCAACAUGCUAAACACUCCCGUUUCCCCUCAUAUUCCCUUCGUUUUCUCCCACCUAAUUCACUUUUCUUCACUCACUCUCCGAUCCGACUCUCUCCAGUAAGAUCUUCAAAUGUUCUUCUCUGUGUACAGAUUGCUAUCUUCUUUCCACGGAGUUUUAGGAUCAUUGGAAAUGUUUGGCGGCUGCGGUGAAUCGUCUUCUGUUUUUACUUCAGUUGUGUUAGGGCUCCGGCGAUGGAUGCUCUAGAAUUGACUUAUCCGGUUGAUGUGGUUGUGCCGAAGCUCAUGGGACCAGAUGGCUCUGUUAGAACCGAGGUAACAAUCGAGGAGGUUGAGUUGUGCGAGGUGGAUCGCGGUUCUGCUCCUUCUAGCUAUUCAUUUCAGCAUUUCAGCUCGUACGGUAGUCUAAAAGCUGGGACAAGCUCUAUCAAUGACUUGGGUUCUGUUUCCUUGGAUAAGAUCCUUGAUGGAGCAGUAUCUAAGGAUGGUGAAGUUACAUCUGAAGAUUUUGAAAGUAGGACCAAAAGAAGUCAUUUGUCCACUUCAAGUCCGGGAGUAUAUCCACGUAAAUCAUUAAAGGUGUCAAGGAGUAGUAGUAGUACUUUAUGUUCUAAGAGGCCACGUGUGGUUCAAUUGGAUGAUUCUUUAUUCUUAAAUGGGGCUGAUGACGUAAAGGAUAUGUCAGAUAAGCUUGGAUCAUAUCUUAAAAAGUGCAACUCUCAUGAGAAAACUCAAUCGCUGAAACAAAAGAGUAGCCUAAGCAGCAAGCGGGGCGAUAAGAGAAAUCUCAAAGUCUCAUUGAAGACCAAAUUUGAUUCACUCUCUACACAUGUUGGAAAUGGCUCAGCUGCAGCAGGGAGCAGUUUUUUUGGAUUAUAUGGGCUGAAAUCGGAUGUUCAGGAUUUUACAAAGCUUGCGGAUGAUCCACCACUGAAUGAUCUUCUUGAUGGUAGUUAUGACUGUGCUAAUUUAAGUAAAGACAAAGGUAAAAAAGACACAAAUGUAAAUGAAUGUUUUCUGCAGUCAAUUAGAAAAGCUUGUUCUGUUCUUCAGCUCCCAUUGCCUGUCCGCCCACAAAAUAUGGCCGAGUCAGAGAGUUGGUCUAACAGCAAGCCAUCCACAAGUGUAGUAAGUUCUGUUUCAAGCAUAGAAGAACGGGUGAAUUUUGAUGUAAAAGGAAGAACUAGUGCAGCCGAGUCACCUUCAUUAAACAAGGUGCAAGAUGUCUGCAGCAAAUCUGAACCUUUGACCCAUGCGCUUGGAUUUAAACUGCACAAACCUGAUGAUAUGUUUGUGAAAUUGGGUCUUCCUCUACCAAAGGACUUGGAAUCUUUGCUUCAGGAUGCCGGCAAGUCCUCUGUAUCUUCAAAGAAUGCAACAGAUUUACGUUCAGCAAAGCAACAAUCUCGUCGAACGAUGUUGCAACCAUUUCCAUGGUCACAUUCUUUUAAUGGGCACUCUAAAGCAAAUUCUGAUUCAUCCAAGUUCUCUGCAAAUAGGACCACGUGUCCUGGUAGGUGGUGGCGAGUUGGAAACUUUUCUAAUAUCCCCAGUGCUUCUGCUGAUUGUUUUACGAAAGACUUGGAAUCAUUAACUUUUAACCAGAGUUUAUUUCCUUCAACAUUGAGAGUUGUUGGUCCUGAUGAUGGUGGGUCCUCUGUGUCCGUUAAUCAUCAUCAAUGUGGAUGGGAUUCCCUGUCUUCUGCAACUUGUUCGAAAACUUCCUCUGUGCUUGUGGAAUCUCGAGGGAAGAUGAAUCAUGAGGCAAAGGAGCACUGCCCAAGAGUAAUGGCUGCUGCUCAAACUCUGUUCGAUAUUGCAACAACUUCUGCAUUGAGGCAAAGCAUAGAUGGGAUAGUAAGGUGGCCAAAAAAGCCUUCACAAAAGUCCAUGAAAGCUCGCAAGUUGAAAUCAGAGGAAACUGAAGAAUUAUAUACCACACCAACUACACACGGAUUAUGGUCCAAUAAUUCGUUCAAGAACGAGGGCCAUCAAACACAUUCCUCAAAGAAGCCAAAGCUGGGAACAACAACAGAGAGCAGAAGAGACAUUGCUCAAGCAAAUUGUAGACGAGGGCCAUUGAAUUGGGCUACACCCAGAUCAAGUAGAUCUUCGCCCAGUAAAUUCAUUAAAGAUUCGGUUUCAGACGCUAAACAUUCAACCGCAGGUGCCGUAAAACAAUCGUCUAUGAUGCCUCCUCCAGCAACAAGUCUUUUGUGCAAGGCUAGCAGCGAGGGUCAACAAAAGACACGAAAGUUAAUGCUCAUGGAUUGGAAAAGAGGUGGAGGCGCAGGUUAGAUUGAUGAAUAAACUCUAGUUUUUGUAUCCAAUUCCCAACAAAAUGCUGUUAAUUAAAUUAGAAUCACUACUUUGGAAUAGUAGUGGCUAAACUGGUUGGUUAGCUGGUUGGUUGGCUGUACAUAAUAUUGUUGUAAGUGGUGGAUUGAUGAUUGUAAUUGUCCGUCCUGAAAAGCGACACACGCUUUCUAAUUGUUGUAACAUCAACUUCAUUCCAGAACGCAGUAGCAAAUUCCUUUGCUACUGUGUGAAAAGUAUUUGACGACGCAAUAGAAAUUUUUAGUUCUUAUUACUA